Messenger RNA from Saitoella complicata NRRL Y-17804, 2187 nucleotides. Its product is annotated as WSC-domain-containing protein. The record is from RefSeq and is a predicted model, not a curated record. The coding region runs from base 1 to 2022 and encodes 673 amino acids. The transcript has a single exon. Lineage: Eukaryota; Fungi; Ascomycota; Saitoellomycetes; Saitoellales; Saitoellaceae.
AUGCCUUCCAUCAAGCUCUUGACUAACGCCGCCCUCUUGUUGGCUGCUUCCCUCUUGGCCAGUGCCGCUCCGGCUCCGGCUCCUGUCGCUGAGGCCGAGCCUUGGUGGUUUGGUAGCGACGAUACCACCACUACCACCACUACCACCACCACUACCACUACCACCACCACUGCCCCCACCGGCACGGUGACCUCCUACGCUGCGUGGUCUACCUGCACCGGUGCCCCCGCCUACUCCACCUUCGUCUCCAACCGCAAGACUACCUCUACUCAAACUGGUUACUCUACCUAUGCCACCUCUGUCGCCUUCACCGACAACACUUGGGUUCAGAUCACAGACAUCGGUACCAAGGGUAACAUGUACACUUUUUACGUCGACGGUGUCUACCAGGGUUACACCUCUUUGGACUACCAGACCGACUUGACCUCCAACUGUGGUACUGACCCCGCUACCUGUGUUUCCCUUGGCUGGUCCAACGGAAUCUUCGGUCCCUUCUCCGCUGGUACCCACACCAUCACCUUUGAGGACUCCAACAUCAAUGGUAACUUUGCUGGUGGAUUGAACCCCUCUGGAUGGACUGCUGCGUUCGCUUUCGGUACUACCGUUAAGCCUACCACUACCACCCUCAAGACCACCACUACAUCCUCUACCACCACUACUGCUCCUACCACCACUACUUCGUCGACCACCACUACCGUCGCUCCUACCACCACUACUUCGUCGACCACCACUACAUCCUCAACCACCACUACAUCCUCUACCACCACAUCCUCAACCACCACUACAUCCUCAACCACCACCACUUCCUCCGCGACUACCCCUGUCGCUAACAUCGGCGGUGGUAUUGUGAACACUGGUGUCGUCUACCUUACAUCUACCUCCUCCUCCACCACUGUCGCCCCUGUUGCGCAGACCACCACCACCUCCUCCUCCGUCGCUGCCGCUGCCACCUCCACCGCCUCCACUAGCUUCAACACCCCCAUUGGAUACCAGGUUGUCUUCUCUGCCAAGACUGGUGCUGUUCAGGGUUCCGGCUACAUGACCUACGAGCCUCUCGUCUCUGCCAACUCUGACCUCUGCGCAGCCUUCUGUACUUCCGUCUCCGGAUGUCAGUUCUUCAACAUGUACACCCAGCAGAUGAGCGAUGGUACUUCCCAGUACAUUUGUUCCUUGUACAGCCAGGUCAACUACGGCAAUACUGCUACCAACUACGGAUCUGGUGACGUUACUGCCAUUGUCGACUCUUACGGUUACGCCUUGAACAGUGUCACUCUCACUACCUCCACCUCUUCCUCCGUCGCUGCUGUCGCUACCCCCGCUGGUCCUACUCACUUGUCCGCGUACGGAACUUGGUCUUCCAAGGGUUGUUACACUGAGGCUACCAACGCCCGUGCUUUGUUGAACUUCAUGUCUCUUAGCACUGCCCAGCAGACCAUCCAAGGAUGUUUGGACGCUGCUGCCGCUGCUGGAUGGACUAUGGCCGGUAUGGAGUACGGUGGUGAGUGCUGGGCCGGAAACGCUUUGUCUCUCGGUUCCGUCUCUACCUCACUCUCUGACUGUUCCAUGACGUGUAACGGUGACUCCUCCACCUACUGUGGUGCCGGUAAUCGUCUCUCCCUCUACACCAAGGGUACCACCGCCAACUUGGCUGCUAUCGUCUCUGACACCGUUGCUUCUGCUACCUCCGCUGUCGCUUCCACCGUCGCUGCCGUCACCGCCGCCGCUAUCCCCUCCCCCGUUUCUGGAUGGCAGGAGACUUUCUACGGAAUGAGCGCCUCUGUCUCUUCCAUCAACAACAACUACAUGGGUAUUUACUACCCCUCGUCUGGGUACUCCACAUCUGAUUGUGCGGCUCACUGUUCCUCCACCUCUGGAUGCAACUUCUUCAACAUCUACAUCAACAGUGGUGUUGCGGUCUGUGCGCUCUACUCUUCUAUCGUUCCUUACACCAACCUUGCCAAUGGCGGCUCUGGCUUGAUUUCUCAGUCUGCUGGGUACCUCGCCAACGUUGCUUGCACGUAAGCAAUGUCGCUGAAAAGGAGUGAUGACGGAUUGUAUAUAAUAUGAUAGAGGGGGAUACCGGAGUUUUUAAACUGUGUUCGGGCAUUAGUUUACCGUUGAUACCCGACCGUUUUGGUUAGCAUUCUAUUUAUAAAUAGGCUAGCGGCUGGUCUGCGACCUUGUCGC